UAACAAUUGUACAGAUGCGUCUUAUUCGAUUCUUUAUUAAUUGUUAGGAAUAUAAAUGCUUUGUGAAUUUGGUAGUUGUACGGAAGCAAUAGUUGCGUGAAGCAGCAUUGUACCACUCGUUCAAUUGACACCAUUGUUUUCUCCAUAAACGCCAUUGUAAUUACAUAAACUGAGAAGGGAAACUUCAGAAUCCCAUAACCAGCCAAUUUCUUAAAUCUAUAGCUAACUAAUACUCUUUUAGCACGGAGAGGUCGCGUCCUCGAUAUAUCUUGAUACACAUGCCAUCAAGGUGCAUAUCUCUGUGGCGUUCUCGAUGACGUUCUCCCCGCGUUCAUCAACCGAGCACUGACCUCCUCUAAAAACCAAGCUUCUCGUCUCCUUACCUACCGCCAACCGCCAUUCCGGCAUCACAACCCAAACCACACAACAAUGAGCCUCCUAAACCGCACCGCGCGCUGCGCGCGCACACUCCCCAACCUCUCCGGCCCCCCCUCGCGGCUCCAAUGCCUCCUCCGCUCCCCCGCCGCGCACCCGCCAUCACGUCAUCUCCAGCGCCGCGCCAUCAACUCCUCUCCCUCGCCCAGCUCCCACGAGCCCUCCACCGAAGAGCACAAGCGCCUCCGCGAGGCCGCCGAGGAGCGGAGACAGUACUACAAGCGCCGCAGCAUCUACAACGGCAUUGGGUUCGUGACGGGCAUGAUCGCGAUCUGGGUGAUCGCGACGUCCGUCGACCUUCCGAAGCCGACGAAGCUCGAUUCGAAGCCCUAUGAUGCGCGGAUGCAUGAUCCGCUGAUCGUGGUGGGCACGGAGCGCAAGGCGGUGGUGCAGAAGAUGGGGGAGGAGGCGGAGGAGAACACGGAUACGGUUGAGACGGGGACGAGUACGGUGCCGACUUUUCCGAGGCUGAUGCAGUUUGAUGAUGAGAAGAUCAGUGAGAAUGCGCAGGGGGAGGUGGCGAGUCCGACGGAGUAUCAGCUUAUGGGGUUGGGGAUACGGAAGGUUUCGUUCUUGAGCAUUCAGGUGUAUGUGGUGGGGAUGUAUGUGGCGACGGAUGAUAUUGCUCAGCUGCAGCGCACUCUGGUUAAGAGGAUUGACCCCAUUGCAACGACGCUCGUGGCGGGGGAGAAGGAUACCCUGAAGGAGAGGUUGAUGGAUCCGGAGGCGGGAGAGGAAGUGUGGAACCACAUCUUGUCUUCCACGAAAGUGCGGACGCUGUUCCGCAUUGUGCCGGUUAGAGACACAGAUUUUGGACACAUGAGAGAUGCGUACGUACGCGCCGUGACGGCGCAGGCAAGGAAGCACCCUGAAGAGUUUGGCGACGACAAGUUUGGACAAUCGGUUGCUGAGUUGAAGGCUAUGUUUGGACACGGCAAUGUGCCGAAAGGAAGGGAGCUGGUGCUUGCAAGGAACGGAAAGGGUGCUUUGGCGGCGUGGUUCGAUGAUGGCAAGGCUGGACCGCAGCGAUUGGGAGAAGUGGAUGACGAGAGGAUAUCCAGGGCGCUUUGGUUACAUUACCUUGCUGGCGCCCAUGUAGCCAGCGAGGCGGCGAGGAAGAGCAUCGUGGAGGGGAUUAUGGAGUUUGUAGAGAGGCCGGUUGGGACCGUUGCCGCCCAGGUUCAUGUCUAAAUAUAUGUAUAACAGGUAGUUGCAGAUGCUGCGCAUUCUCAUCGAUUGGCAGUUGUAAUUCUAUUUCCCACUCUC
This is a messenger RNA of Pseudogymnoascus verrucosus, 1701 nucleotides long. It is a transcript of the gene AIM18, whose product is annotated as Altered inheritance of mitochondria protein 18 mitochondrial. Gene Ontology annotation, molecular function: intramolecular lyase activity. NCBI's taxonomy places the organism in Eukaryota, Fungi, Ascomycota, Leotiomycetes, Thelebolales, Thelebolaceae. The transcript has a single exon. The record is from RefSeq and is a predicted model, not a curated record. Bases 430 to 1626 code for a protein of 398 amino acids.